ACUGCCCAAAUAUUAAAACAACUGUAUCGGUUUAGGUCAUUUUUACGGUGCUGUCAGCGAGACCAGAAGAAGCAUGGCCACUGCACAGUCCACACUGAUGUUUGCAGUCUGCAUCUUGAUGAUAACAGAACUCAUACUGGCCAGAAAGGACUACUAUGACAUCCUCGGUGUGCCAAAAGAUGCUUCUGAGCGUCAGAUUAAGAAAGCUUUUCACAAGCUUGCCAUGAAAUAUCACCCAGACAAGAACAAGAGCCCUGAUGCGGAAAACAAAUUUCGAGAGAUUGCCGAAGCAUACGAAACCCUGUCAGAUGAGAAAAGACGGCGAGAGUAUGACCGGCUAGGACACAGUGCAUUCACCAAUGACGACACGAAUGGAGGAGGAGGAGCAGGGCAGCGUUUCCAUCAUUCCUUUGAUUUCAACUUUGAUGACAUGUUCAGAGACUUUGACAUUUAUAGCCAAAAUAGGCACGCUCGCCCAAAACGGCACUUUGAAGAGCACUUCAGGGCCCACCAGCAACAACACAAUCGCCACAAGAGACACUACCAGGGUUCUUUUGGAAACGGAGCCUUUGAGGAUAUGUUUGAAGACAUGGAGAAGAUGUUUACAUUUGACCGACACGUAAAGAGGACAGAUAGCAGGUUUCAGGGCACAACCAAACAGCACUGUAGGACGGUGACCCAGCGAAGAGGAAACAUGGUCACCACGUACACAGACUGCUCUUCAUCCUGAACGCCAACCUGGAAAGUUUAAAUUGAGUUAUUCAUUUGCUGCUGUGACAAACAAGGAUUGGUUUUGUCCUUGACUGGUCUGUUUCAUAUGAUGAGGAUUGGGCUAUUUGGAGAUUUAGUUACUUUGACUGACAUCUAUAAUUAACACUAUGUUGUGUAGCGACCUCUGUAUGCCUAAAGUAUACUUUAUUUACACAUGUUAGCGUAUGCGUUUAGUUGAAAGCAAAGCCCUUAUGAAUAAGAUAUGCUAUUUAAUAAUAUUUACAAAAAUAGAUGUUUGGCACUUGCGCGCUAACAAGAUUUUUGCUUAUCCAGAGUAUGCGCUUUGUCUCUCUAAAGAUUAUGAGCUUUUAAAAUGUCAAUAUGUGUUCUUUGAUCUCAUCGCACAUUUACUCGACUUUUGUAGUUUUUGUUUUACUUUCUUUUUUUUUUCCUGACUGUAAAACAAUGGUGCAGUGUUUACAGCUUGUGGACAAACAAAGCAGUGCAACAACAAAUGUGUGUACAUUGUGCACACAGUUAAAAUACUUUUGCAUAUUAUCCAUAUACCCUUGCCACGUGUGCAUAAAAAUGAAAGUAAACUUGUUUUAACACGUAAAUUUAUGUACGUGCGCCGCCAUGUAAAAUUUACUUCAUGAGUGUUCAAGAACCCUUAAGCAUCAAAGAGCUUCAUCCUAGUCUGCGCUUUGUCUAUUUAAAAGAUCUUAGCGAUAAAAUGUCUUCGACUUUGUUAAAAAGAAAAAGUUUUAAACGUCUUUAAAUUAAUUCACGUAUACAUGCAGUUGCCUAUGUAGGCAUCUAUUUUAUUUUUGUCAUCUUUAGUAAUUUGUUGUUGUUGUUCCUUUCUUUUCUAACUGCGAAACAACAGCUGGCUCAUGAGUGACCUUGUGGGCAAACUAAGUAGUGCAAAAACUGUUCAAAGUUUGAAUUUUCUCGAUUAGUAAACUAAUUUCACUACAUGUGUGCUUUGAUGACAAAAUUGUACGCAUACCCUUGCAUAUGUGUAAAAACCAGUGUAGACUUGUUUGUAGCAAGCACACACUUAAACACAAAGCCCCUGCUACUGUAAAUAUAUAACUAUGCUAUAAGUAUAUAUACAAAAUCAUGCAUUCAACAUAUGCACACUAGUCAUUCUCGUCCAGUGUCUGCACUUUUUCCUCUCCAAAAGUUAUGAGUGAUUACAAAUCUCUGUAUAAAUCUAUGUUCUUUAAUCCCAUCAUGCAUUGCGUUUGUUGUUUUUGCCAUUUUUAGUUGUUUGUUGAAAUUUGGGUUGUGCAAUUUACGCAUAUCCUAGCAUACAUGUGAAAAUUAAAGUAUACUUUGGGCUUAAUAUUCAAACUUUAGAUAUUUUAUUAGUUUUUUUUCACCCCAAAACAUGAAAAAAUAUGGUCAUGAAUUUAUUGCUGACUUAACAUAGUUGAUGUUUUUCUAAUAGUAGUACGCAAACAUUUAAAUCGCACUUUUUCCUGAACAUAUGACGUGCAUAAUCUCCUGUUUUUACUAUACUAAAAAAAACGAUUGUGCUGAAAUCGCUAAUUAUGAUAAAAUGCAUCAUAUUUAGCACUUCCAUUUGCUUAUUCACUUAUACCAAGUUGUAUAUUUUGUUGUGUUGUGCUGAAUGCUUACUAUAUGAGUCUUUGAGAUUCCCUCAUCCUUUGUUUUUAUGUGAAGCUUAACAAAUGUUUGCUGUGAAGAAUGUAGUUCAUCAUAUUGAAGUAGUUUCUUUCAAACUCACACUUGCUAGAUAGUGCCUUCCCCACUCAUUUUAGUAGAUCAAGUUAAACGUAAUCAGAUUGGAGCACUUUUAUGACCUCACAUGUAUUAUUUACUUUGCAUGGCAGAGAGAAAGUAGUUUUUUUGUCGUGUACAGCGAUUAUCCAGUUGGGUUGGUAAACAGCUUUUGUUUUAGGAAAGUACAAGUCUGGCAUUGUUCUCUAAGCCAGAGUGUGUUUGGGCUGAACCUUUUCUAUGUUUGCGACAAAACAAAAGAGUUUAGACUGAUUUCAACUGGGGAAUGUACCAACUUGGCUUUUGCCUGCAGAUGUAAAGAUGUGGGUUUUUUUGUGUGUAAAUAUGAUGUAUAAUCCAGCUGUGUUCCUGUGUGACAUCACCUGUGACCUGUUUUGUUGAACAAUCCUAUGUGUGCAAUAUUUAAAGGCAGCUCUCCUGUUGGUUUACCUGUCAUCUGCUGACAUAGUUAUGUUCUGAGUCUCCGUAGACUCAUCUGGCACUUUCCUUAUUUUAAUCCUAUGGAUGAAAAAUAAAUCUGACAUAACCUGUUUGACCCCGGAUGUAUGUACAGUAUACUUGGGUUAACAAUAAAAAGUGUUCAAAAUACA
Molecule: messenger RNA, 3068 nt
Organism: Danio rerio (zebrafish)
Lineage: Eukaryota; Metazoa; Chordata; Actinopteri; Cypriniformes; Danionidae
Source: RefSeq, a predicted model, not a curated record